This is a messenger RNA of Amoebophrya sp. A25, 14353 nucleotides long. The record is from the annotation of a GenBank genome assembly. Lineage: Eukaryota; Dinophyceae; Syndiniales; Amoebophryaceae.
CAUGCUAUGCUGAGGUCUACAGAGGUCUAUUAGGGAAGUAUUAAGUAGGAUGAGGAGUAAGGUGAAGUUAUGGAAUAAUGUGUGAUGGCUGGAAUCUUGAGUUUCUCUGGGAAAUUCUCUGCGAACAGGGAUACCACUGUACACCUGGCGCAAUUGAAAUUCCCCUCCAAAAUGGAGCCUCGAAGUAGCAUUGAUUUUGGGGCAGUAUCCAUCUGCACCAAUCGUCAACUUCGGGCAAGAGUGAAACCCAUCGCCCAUAGGUAAAGGAAAACCAUUGGGCGUCGUCCUAGAUGAGAAAUUCUUGAACUACUAUCAAGAAGCCAUCACACUAACUACAUCAUCUUCAACGGUGAGCGCGCUCAAGAGAGAUGCGUCAGACUUACACAAAGUGAACCAAAACAACUGUGCACAAACUCUCCGACCAGUCGAGAGACAAUUCCGCAGGUAGCGCCUGAGAGUCAGCUGAGGAAAUUGCGAUGAACGCCAAUGGCAUAGAAAAGCCAAGAGCAAAGAAACAGGUGCAUAUACAUCACCUAGAUGAAAAAGAACACAGUGCAAAGUAAUAAGCUGACUGCAUAGAAGCACACGGUAGAACAAACAAUCUACUACACAAUCAGCACAAGAUGAUGACAAUCGUCAAGCGAUCCGCUCGAAGAAUGAGAGACCUAAUCGCGUAUGAGCAUGCAGUCGCGAUGCCGAUAGUGGCAGCAGCAUACGCAGCCAAGUUGGCAGGUGGUGAGCCAGUCAGUGCAGCACUGGUGGCUUUCCUCGCGAUCAUCGCGAUGGAAGUAAGCCAAAUCUUCUAUUGGCUCCGCCGAAUCGCCCGUGCGAUCGAGUGCCAGUGUGAAGCCGAAGAAGCAGUGCUAGCACUCAACUACGGGAAACCGCAUCCCACAAGCGAGAUAAAGGCAGCAUCGCAGGCUCUUGCGAAAGGCCUCUACAUUGCCCCGCGGUUUAACCGACUAAGCGAGUGCUUGGAUUGAUUAUGUGCCUAAGGCUCACUCUACCCUAUAUGUCAGACUCACAGUAGCUACAAUGUAGAAAGGCCAUGAGCCUUAAAGCACGGCCAUGGAUGAAAAUAACGACCGAAAAAGUAGGGGUAAUUUUUCGGUCGUAAUUUUUGAAACACGGCCAUGAUUGAAAAUAACGACCGAAAAAGUAGGGGUAUUUUUUCGGUCGUAAUUUUUGUAAAUUUCCACAAGGCCUCUAACCUAUGAUCCGAGUAUGCACGUACCGAGUGGAGCAGACUGCGGCAGACGUAUGAGCCUUAAGGGGAGACCGUGGAGCGCACAUGACAGAAGACUACAUGGCACAUGGACUGGGUUGAUAGAUAGCCAGUCUAUUAGCCUAGCUGAGUUGCGCUGUUCAAUACUACAACAGGCCGUGCGCAAGGUGAUGAUAUUGCAUGUUGCAUGACACAUGAAAUCAUCACUAAUACUAUAACAAGACCACAAUAUAACGCAAGAUAUAACGCAAGCACGUGCCUCAUUUUCCUAUUUGCGAGUAGUAAUCGCGCCCCUAAGAAGGUGAAUGCGAGAAGUGCAGGAUGCCGCAUGUCCUCAUCGAUGUACCUGAUCCGAAAUCAUAAAGGAAAGGAGCAAACGCAACCGCUUCGUCGGUUGCUUGAGUCGAACAAAGGAAUCUGUCAAGGAACUGAUAGAAUGGUGAUGGUCCACAGUAUGGCCCACAGUAUGGCAAUGAGUCCUCGGUUGAAAGUAUCGGUAUGCGGUUUUUUCUUCCUCUCUUUUUUUGUCUGAUAGGAUCGGGUGACAAACAGUCGGUUCCUUGACUGAGACAACCCACCGUACGAGAUGCACACGCAUGCACACCGUGACUGAGAGGCGUAGCCAUGAGAUAACACAUGUCACACACAUACCUAAAUAUGUAAAACGUAACACGUUGUUGCUUUAUUACGUUGUUGUUGCUUUAUUACGUUGUUGCUUUAAGAAUCACAAAUAUAUCUAUACGAAAUCCCAAAGUCAUACAUUCCAAACCACACCCUAACGUAGAAGCUUGAUUUCUUCACUAUCGAGAAGCACAAGGAUGCCCUCAGCCUCUGGCAAGCUGCAAGCCUUCCCAAAACGUCGAGCGCACUCGGGUACUUGCGAUGACUUGGCUUCAUAUCUCCAAUAACUCACACACUCUCUCAGAUUUUGAAUAGACUGCUCGCUAGUAUAUGUAACGAACAUGAGCUACUCACUGUCAUAGACCGGAGACUCACCACCGGCAUCAGGUGAAAGUCACGUCACGCGCGUUUCUUUCUUGUUAUAUAACGAAACCAACACUCACAUCAGUUCCUGCAGUGAGCGGCGAGACUCCUGACCCUGACGGCCUACCAGCUCUCGACAAGAAACCAUUCUCCUACUCCGCCGCCAUCGCCAAGAUAACUGACGAAGAGAAAGAAGGUUUCUACAGGUUAUUCAUGGUUUGUGAUAAACAUAGAGAGAGCCUUGCUAGAAACGAAGGUAGCAACAUAGCACAACUGGCGCAGGUGUUCGUUAAUUCUGUAAUGAAUGAAUUCAAGAGGCAGGACCCUCGCCAGCUGUGCGCCAACAAUAGUAAACAUCUGACUUUCAUCAAGCAUCACCUUACCCGAAAAAUCAACCAGGUACUUCAGCGGUGACCCCGAAAGCAGAUCCACCGUCACCAUCCCGAUCAACCUCGUCGUCGGUUAGCAACUUGUUCCUCCCGUUAACUCCGCCAAAAACGACGACCAGCGACAACCUGACCCUCCAGCUCACACCACAGCAAGCAGCUACCCGUAGCAACCUGCUCCUCCUAGCCUCGGAAAGGGCUUUGCCCGCCGCAUCGACACCAUCACCAUCGUGCUCCCUUCACACGCCUGCAGGUGCUGGCUGUAUGCCAUGAGAUUGGAGCUAGGAUGAGACAUACGAUAGGACUAGCGUGAACCUCUCCGGGGUUGAUUGAUCAUGUAGCAUCCGAGUAGUGUUGUUAGCCUCACUGAGACCGCGCCCUUGAUACAGCAAAAGCCAUCUCCAUCUCCUGACACUCAAGAAUAGAGCCACGAUAGUCACUCAAUGAUGUAGGUUGCACACAGGUGGCGAGUAGAUGUAGUAGUAGCGACUGUCAAUGAUUACUUUAGGGCGGUCCGGUCUUUUCUUAGCACCUUCAUAGUGAGAGAUAGCAAACUAGGCAGACAUCCCCAAUCACCAUACGACGCUGAUAGUCACCAUAGUCACCACUGUAUGGGGAGCUGCUAUCAAAGCACUUGAGUAGCUGACAGCAAUAGCUUACAUGUGUUCAAAAACUACCCAGGUAGUACACCCGUGUGCCUCCCUAACGGAGCAGCAACUCCACGCAGCUCUGGAGAACAGAGAAGCACCUUCAGUACCCCGGCCCACGUUCUACAGCAUCACAAGCGAGACCGCAGCAAAAGUGGCCAGAAACUGCAAUCAGGGGAUUCUGUCAAGAAACCCCCAGCAAAGAAGCAGCGAGCAUGUGAUAAGAAGCAACAAGAAGAAGGUAAAGCUCAGGAUAGACCCUAGUUAUCCGUGGCUAAGAAGUAAGAAAAUAGGACGAUUUUCAACAUGAAAGUUCUGAACCUGUACCCCUAGCACGACUAUCGCCCCCAUUACACGCAGGUCCAUCCUCGCCGAGAAGCCCGAUCCAACAAGAGACACCCAUCGAAGUCUUACGCCUCCAGCGGCUAGGCAUCCCGAAAAACGAAAUAUCCAUCGCCUUAGCCGACCACUGCGACGCGACCACCCUAGUACCGACCGAGUUACUAGCGCCGGCACCGCACGAAGUUUGCGAGGCCAUCGUAGGUGACCUCAAAGCAGUACCACCACACAACGCUGAGAGGCUCCGACUACUGAAAAGUAUCGACAGCCUCGCAAAGGCGAACAAAGUUCUCGCAACGCAGAACGAAACACUAAAAGGAGCCCUCAAAAAGGAGCGAAACGCUUCCCGGGUCUCCUUCUCCAAAGGAGCACCCGGCAUAGGUACCCUAACAAGUAGAUCUUUAAAGGAACGCUCUUAGCUCUAUUGAUAGCCUGUACGUAGAAAAUAGGACACAACACAGAGCAAGAACACCCUGAAAUCCGACGUAAUGUGCGGUAAAGGGCCUUGCAGGUAAGACUUAAAACGGAAAACUCACAAGUGACCUAAUGGGUGACCAAAAACCCACGAACAGGCCAGCAUGGACAACCGCCAGCAAAACAGCGACGCAGAAAUGCUGCCCGCCGAGCAGCGCGACUGCUCAAAGGACACUGUGGUAGAGCCCAAAGACCUGCCAGCCAGUGAACCCCCAAACCACGUGACCAAAGACGAACAAAGGGGAGACUCCUCAUCAAGCAAACGCACCAACUCGGAAACAAACAGUAAGGAGCCCAAACUCCGGAAGGUCACAACUGAACCAAAACCAUACGAAGGGAGACCGAAAUGUAUGAAGGACACACUACCGCUAGAAUUCAUCAUCGAGAGAAGUCAUGGCGACGCAACUAUAGCUAUGACUGAGUACGACUUAAUCUCUGACUUCUUCAACGAACACCCAUCCGCUACGAGUGACAGGCUAAGUUUUAAUGGGAAGACGUUCGUCCAGUGGCUCGACCUACUCUUCCAAACGAGCGACGCGAUAGCGCAAGAAAAUAACCAGCUCGCGCUCGAAAAGUGCUUCCCUAAGCGAUCAGCUGUAGGAAAGCCGUCACCUGUCCAAAAACUAAUCAACAAAGAACCGCGAGAAUUCGCGCUGAGAGUACUCACAGCCGAACUCCUACCGGAUAAGGUCAUUAGGGAACGAUCGCCGGAGCAGGGCAGCCUCCUGGCAGACGUCCCCAGGCAAGAGAUCACCAACGUCGAAGAAGUUCGAAACGCCUACAAAUCAGCAGAACUCAGGGCAGAAGAUGUAGAGAAUUAUAUAGCAGAAGGGUGGUUCAUCGAGCCGAUCUUCUACCAACUAGUAACAGCAUACCGGUGCUCGAACAACUGCCCAAAAGCAGCAUGCUUCCUGUUCGACACACUACCGCCAAUCGUGAAGAACACAAUCCUGAAACUUCGCUACUCGCUGUACCACGCGAGAUACCAGCACCGACUCCUUCCAGAAGUGAUCUGGGACGCUAUCAUCGGUGGAACAAAAUCGCUCUCCGAGAAUACCAAGGAACGAGACAGAGGGAUCCAUCCGGACAUCCUCCAAGCAGUUGAAGCAGUCCUCCAACUCUUGCAGUGCUACCACCGGCCCGACGACACCUUCCACUCUGGUAACUGGGAGAGUCCCCUCCCAGUGAGAUCACUGAAGGAGACGAUCAGCCAAGCCAUGGCACAACAGCAGAAUUGGGCUAUGUGCCAAAAACAAAAGCAGAAAACAUGGGCGAACUAUCAGGAGGAUAACAGCAUCAAAGAGGUCCCAGGCAUCUCGGAGCAGUAUCGCAUCUCAUGCGCAGAGUGGCCAGGCGUCGACAUGGGAUAUGCCAACUACUUUGCCUCGUCUGUAAUCGACUGUCAAAAGUGGACACCACUCAGCACAGCAGAAGACGACUCUCCAACUGAAGACUCUGACGAAUACAGCGAAAACCCAGCGAAGGACAUCCAGGACCUGCUCGCCGCCGGAAAAAUAACCCUAGAUGAGAUAAAUGGCGAGCAGCAUGAAGCAAAGCCGAAGGCGAAAACGCAGUCCGUCUCCUUUGUCUCGCCAGCCAAGCGGACACCUAAACACAAGACAGAAAAGCAAAAAGCAUCCGCAGCCAACCAGGCAAGAAUCAGGUCUGCCUUUGGAAGCCACUUCGGUCAUGAGAUCGAACCAGACUCCCCGGAAAGUCCGGAAGGAUGGGAGUACGAAGACGGAAGCGCUGACCAGUGGGAUCCUCCGACAGCAGACGGCAGAGCGCUCCAACAUGGACCAAAGUCGUCGAAAUGCCCAUGGGGUUACCCUCAUUAUGAGGACCCGCUACCUCCAAACUACAUGGCAGAAGCGUGCGGCCACGGAUCGGAGGCAGCGCUGUCACUCGUUACGGCCAUGCGUGUACUACCGCCAGGCUUGGUGGCAAAGAGUGAAAUCUAGCACAGGCAUUUACCUUAGCAAUUCUCUCCUCUCUAAUCCCUACGCGCUACACCUGUACUGCUUCAUGGCAGCCAGACCAGGCGCAGCUGAAUCAAUGCCCCGACUCCUGAGUCCGCUCGUAUUCCGAAAAGUCAGAAGGUGCGUCGACGCCAUCAUCUCAGAAGAUGAAAAUCACCUGGAAGCACCGGUAAGCACGACCAAGAGUAGCCCAGUCUUUGCACUCAUCCACAAUCAACAAGCGGCGCAAAUCGUGAAAUCAAAGAAAGAGGCACCAAUAACACUGGACACAUUUGCGGACGCACUGACCAUCCUCUCAAUCAACCAAUAUGACCCAGCAAUCAUGCUGAACAGGAAGGCGGACGAAGUAAUCAACGAACUGCACCUGACACCACACGCCACUGUCAGCCUCAGAGCCUCUCUCCGAGAAAUCAUCGAAACACUAGGAGCAUCCAGCCUGUUCACAGGAUACUCGAUACCUCCGAGCUUCUUCGGUCUCCAAUCAGAUGAACUUUCAAGGGCAGUAAAAGCAGCCGAGAAAGUACUCCAGUCAGUAGUUACGAUGCACGACCACGUCAAUGACUUCAACUCAGAAAACCACAAAAAGCUCCUCGAAGUCGCAAAAGGUGAAAGAGCUUGCCUCAUCAUGCUCUACGCUGCCAAAGUGCUCGGCAGUAACUUCCAAAAGUUUACCGAGCUCCGAGAUGCAAUGAAAUGCGUCCAAGGCUUAGGCGCAGCACUCUGGAAACUAAAGCAGACUGCUAUGAUCUCGCACUUGGCAAGUGACCUCAAGUGCGACCCAUCCAAGACAGCAAAACUCUCAAAACGGGAGAUCAUCGAUAUCCUCCGCCGCAUCAAAGACACAGCACCAGCACAGCCAGCUGAGAAAAAGGGAAAAGGAAAAGGAAAGAGCAAAGGAAAAGGAAACGCAAAAGGCAAAUCAGCGAACGGAGUCAAUGCCUACAACUACCAAGGCAAUGCCUAUGGGGGUCUGUACAAAGGAGGCGACCAUGGGAAACACAACAAAGGAAAAGGUAAGGAGAAAGGAAAAGGCAAAGGCAAAAAAGGCAGCAAGGGAGGUAUCGCGAACCUUAUUUGCAAAACAAUUGAUGUGAUAACCGAGUGCACGCCACUAACACGAAAUCAAAUACACGCUACACAUUUGUGCCCCCUCCAUCUAGCAAACCGACUCAAACUUACAGUGCUGAACGAAAGCGGAGAAUUGAUAGCACCACACUGCAAGAACGGACACGACCACACAACCACUGAAGCGCUUGCAAAAGGUGCGAAGGGAUCAGGAGCCGGAAAAAGAGACUCCUAGAGUACUUAUCGCACAUGUCAUGGCUGUGCUCCGUAUCAAGGGAUGAAAAUAAACAGAACUGAGCACGUGGAGCAUAAUACUGAAGCUAUAUUAUAAACUUAGCUAUCUUGAAAUAGGCCAUCAACUUUAUAAUCUCCAUAAUCAAAAUCCUCAGCAUGUGCGGGGCCGCCGAUACCUCGGGGCAGAAGUGGCACACAGAGCACAGUGUUCCCAGGAGCAGGACGGCCGCUAGGUGUGCGGUUGACACCAUACUGCACAGAAUGUGGUAGAGCUGUGGUUCACUGUGCAUACUGUGGAGCUGGACCAGGUGCACCCGAGAAGGCAAGCACCAACCAGCACACGCCAGUGGGGGCAAAGUCUUGCUGUCAGCAAGGCACUCCCUCGUUCCAGUGAGACCGGGGAGAUACCAACCAAGAUGAGAUAAAUUCUAAUCAUCUUGGCAGUCGUUCUUUCCUGCAAAAUUUUAGCAGAAUACAUGAAGAAAGGAGCUGCCCUCUUUAGCAGAAACUACAUACCGAAGGAUAUUGAAAAUAAUAAGAACGCAAAUGACGUCCUUGAAAUUAAUAGGGGAAAACUCUACAGCAGUCGCAUAUAAUACGCACAACACGAUGUGCCAAGUGUUCAAAUAAGUGGAACCAUGAGCAUCCAUGGCCAUUAACAUCUACCAAGGGCGUCCUGAUCGAGUCGGUGAAUUAAGUACUAACCCCCCCCCCUUAAAAAAGACUUCUUCUUCCCCCAAAUGAGACCGAUGCACGAGUUGCAAUAUAAAAGUAAAUGCCACCCGGUGCCUAUACAUGUAACAUAUCUAGCCCGACCAUCUAACACGCCCCAGCCUAUAUAUUAGUAAUAAUCAAAACGGGGAAUAGCCCUACGCGAUGCCCUGACAUUUGAGGCACCUAAGACACGGACCAACAUGGAAGACCACACAAUUACGGCAUCAAGCUCGGACCUUGAUGCCCCCAUGCGGAAGCUAGUGCGUGACUACGCAGCAACGACACUAGGCCAGCCCUCAGCCGCACAUGCCAAAAAACUACACGACAAACUCGACACCCUCAACAGCCUCUACGAAUCAAGCCCACACUGGACCAAACAAGACACAGAGUCCCGGAGCAGAGAGUCACGCCAAGCGUCAACACUCUACGACACACCCAGGCCAGAAAACUACAACCGCAAAACUGCUAGUAGGUUCCUAUACUGGGCUGAAGUAUCAAACUUCAUGGACGAAACCAGAAGGAUGGCAGUGUAUGGACCAGAUGGCUUCUUCGAAAAAGGACUCCCAAGCACAGGCCCAGUCUUCAGGUAAUAACAUGACUAGCAUGACAUAUGGCCUACAAAGGUGCAACUCAAUACACUGAUCGAGAUACGACAACCAAGCGAGACAUCAUUAGCAACGCCCAAACACAUCACAGAUAUGGAGUGUGGCCAAACGCAAAGCCCCUAACGAACAAGGAAAUCGACGAACUCAGAGCAUGCCAACUCCACCAGCGCCAUCCUCAAGUAAAAAUCCGACAGAGCGGCCCCUACGAGUUUGAAACCCCUGAAGAACUACAAAGGGGCUACGACACAAUGCAAGAAAGCGUCAGCGCGGGCUUCCUGUCGCCCACAUCUCCACCCACCACCAACAACCAAGGCACUCUAUACACAGCUGAAGGAGUAAAAGUCGAGAGGCUCGUGCCAAUUUUCUCCAUCGGACAAAAAUACUGCUACAACGUAAACUCCUGGCUUAAAGUAAGAAACAUAGCAAACGAGAAACGAGACAACAAAAUGUGUUCCGCUAUUAGCGAACAUCUAACGCUCCCGAAUGUCCCGCACAUCCUAAACAUCCUCCAAAAAUGCGUCGCGCCACUAAUCGACGCACCAGCAACGAUGACAAAGCGGCACCUAUCUGAUCAAGUCAACCAAGAAAGGCAGCGAGUCGACCGGUGGCAGGACAUGACGACAAUAACUGGCGGAUGGGAAUCCCAGCCCACAACGUCGGAAGACCAGCCUGGAUUCACUCCAGUAGUCAGUAAAAUAGACCUGUCUAGUGCAUACUUCCAGCUCCCAAAUGACUCCAGCGAAGGAGCAUACCUCCUCUCCUACUGGGAUCCGAAUACCAACACAAUGAGACUCGCGACCACAAGGUCGAUGACCUUUGGCAACAUCCACAGCGUCUUCAACUUCACUGGCAGCAUCAGCCGCCUCAUCGAGCAUACCCUGCAGACAGUAUUCGGAAUUAUCGUGGUAGUAUACUUAUGGCAUAGCAUAUGUAUACCACCUCCAGAAACACUCCCCGCCACAAGCAUCGGCGCCCCUCUAACUCAAGUGGACGAUAUCGUCAAUAUCUCAAGACCCGAACUAGCGGCCGCUGAGCACGCCUUUACCAAACGCUUCCUGCAAUCGCUUGGCCUAAUUCAAGCAGACAAGAAAGACGUCAUCGGAGCACUCGACACCGCAACCGAAACGCUGGGACUGAAUAUACUAACGUCAUCGCCUGGAAGUAGUGAAGCACCCAUCCAGAUCAUGAAUCCAAGCAACAAGAUCGAAGACGCCAUAAUCAUCAUAGAAGCUACCAUCGCGAAAAUCCUAGCAAACAGCAUGACGUUAAGAGAUCUACAGAGAGCAGUAGGGAUCCUCAACCACUACCUCUUCUGGAGGCAAUGCCUAAGCUGUGGCCCGUUCGUCGCUAUGCUCUUCCGAUACACUGCGGAAGGCAAGUUCGGCCACUUGUGUAAGUCCAGAGCUCUUCGACGAACAACAGCGCGUCUACUCAAAGACUCCAACAAUGCCCUCCAGAGAAUGCCUGGGUUACUGAUAUGCCCCAUCAGACUCGGUCGCAAAACAAGUGAAGUAUUUACAGAUGCAUCACUAACGCAGGCGGGUGACCUAUGGAUCGGUGGAGUGGUUUUUUCAGUCGACCUCCCGCGGCCGUUGUGCUUCUCUUUCAACUACUCGAUGAGAAGAGGCCCCAUGUAUGAGAGAGCGCGACGGAUCCGCGAAUUACUGAGAGAAGGGACUUCGUCAAGCGGGCUGCUACCCCUAGACACACUUAACCUAAAAACAAAAAGCCGAAGUCCCCUCACUGAGUAACGUCGUUUGGGGUAACUCUAACCGCACCAGCUACAACCUAUCGAGCUCCGCGAUAAAACGAACUACUUCUAUGAACUUCUAGCAGUGCACGUAGCAUUCGAACUGUUCUCAGACUACCUCAGCAACCAAAAUGCAGUCUUCUACAUCGACAACCUAGGGGCUGGGUACGCUCUCCUAAAAGGCCAAACUGGGUGCAUCUACUCAGCAUCUCUGAUAGGACAUAUCAUCCUGGCAGCACAGCAGCAGGUGUGCACUAUGACAAUCAAAUGGAUCAAGAGCGAAAGAAACCCCGCAGACGCCCUCACGAGGAGUGAGCACUUCCGUGACUUCAUCUUACGAACAAACGCAGAAGCGAUCGCCCAAAGUGACUCAGAAGCCCGCAGCUCAGUAAUGACCAACAUCGCAGACGAAAUAAUUGACAAAGUCAAUAGGUGCACACUCAACGACACGCCGCAGAAUGUCCAAACGCGCCAGGGCGAAGAACCUGCUCCGAGACCCAACGACGAGGCUCGUAAUUUUAUGGCUACAAUACCGAACUACGUAGCUAAAUGCACAGGCUUGCACUAGAUACCACCCAUCAGAGUGACACUCUAAUCCAUGAGCAGGAGCUGAACACUUGGCCGCAAGAAUUGGGAAAAUCAGACAAAACGAUGGCAGGGCGAAGAGGCCACUGGGCGUCAUUCGUCACCUGGUACAACCUCAACCACAGCGAAAAAAUCAUCAUCCCAAAGCUAGUACAGCACACGUCCCAGGUUCGGGUGCCACAGAUGACCUUCGUGCAAAUCUUCCAAUUUGGGAAGCACCUGCUUGACAUGGAUCUAUCCCCAUCCUACCACAUCUACCUAGCCACAGUAAUACAACGACUCAAAUGCCUCAACCGGUUAGCAGUCGGCUCACCCUUCGCGAAAGACCUCGAGAAAAACACCCUCAACUCGCUGAACAAACUACGGGACGAGUUUUCUAGGUCAAAAGCAAGGCCAGUAAGCUGGAAUAAGCUCCAGAUGAUGAGCAACGUGCACAAAAUAAGAGCACGACUGUGGAUAGCAGGAGCAUACCGAAUAUCAUCAAUAUCAUCGAUAGAGACAAAUCUAGUCAAGCCACUCCCAAACGCGUCAGAAUGGGCGGUGGUUGUCUUGCCCAAAAUGAAAUACAACCCAGAUGCGAGUGAUGUUUUUUCCAACGUGAUACCGUCAAAAUAUGCGCCGAGUCCUGCCUUCAGACUCGACGAGAGGGAAUGUAGAGCAACAGCGAGAGAAGCCGACACAACACCGCACGGGUUUCGCCGAACGGCAGCCCUAGCCAUACGACUCGUCCUGCUGAGUUUAGGGAUCCAAACUGUGUCAUCGGUCCCGUGGAAGAUAAUUGCACGCAUAGCAGACCACUUUGCGUGGUCAAGAAACUCGGCCGUGAACCAAUUUAAUAACUACACACUUGACUGGUACUUGUAUACACACCAUUCCUUUUUCUUCCCGGAUGAGUUGAUGACGUAUUUAACAUGCAACAAAGCUAAGCCACAAGGCACACCCAACAAGUGGACGCUCAAACCUCUGCCAUCAAACCCUGACCCAAUCUAAUGCGGAACCAAAUUGAACACAUUAGGCAUAGUAUGCCGAAAAACUCAACACAUUAAGCAUAGUAUGCGAACACAAAGUAAGCACAUCAAAUUCAAAACAAACAACAUGCCACACCCCGAGAGCUCCAACAUAGCAGACGGCCCAGUGUUCGUCAGGUGCACGAGCCACCAGGACACCACCUGCAACUGUGGGACAGUCCCAACACAACUCCAACCAGUACCACCCCCAGAAGCUCUAGAUCAAGAUGCGCCUGAAGGGACGUGGAUCCUUACACUGCAAAUCGACUAUUUGAACGGCGCUAAAGAUCGACAAAAUGCCGCACUGCCUCCCCAUGUUGCGCAACGCAUCGCGGACAUGGUCGAUAGUGAAAUCCUAAAGUAUUUCGAUGAAGACGGGUCGACCUCCUCUUCCCAUGCGUCCUCCAGUGGCUCCCCUUCGUUGACCAAUAUGACCCCAUCAGAUAGUAGCUAGCAAUAAUACAGGCCCUAGAUAUACCGACACACGUAAAAAAGCGCAGCUCAAUACUCACAAAAACGCAUGACCUCCCAACCUGCCGGGACUGCGAAUAGUCGUAACCGCUGUGCACCAGUAAACUCCACAAGGAUGAUAAUCCCUGCAGACUCAGACGGGCCCCGCGUCGAAGACUGGUAUUACUUGUGCAUGGCGCUAGAAAAUACAGCAGUUAGGUAACACAUGCGCAACACCUUAUUGACCGAACAGCACAACACCAAUAAGAGCAACCAAUACUGAACCCGAACUAACACCAGGCUACUGCGAUCACCGUACGGCUGGACAUACACGAUCCGUUUUGGCCUCACAAGAGGAGAAGAAGUCCAAUAUGUUGCAACAUUCACCUGCCACUGCGGACAGUUGAAAGUAGAAGUCAAGAAACUGCGCCCAGAUCUACCCCCUGGCAUGGACAAAGUCAUCCUAUCCAUGGAAAUUGAUCUUGAAUAAAUAAGAAAAAUCGCACCAAGCCUCCACGAAGUCCACAUCAUGCUACAAGAUCAAGCGCGGCCUUGUCGUGCCAGUGUUCCUAUGUAUAACGUGAGUAAAAUUAUCAAAAAGAUCUUAAAGCGCCCUUCGGCCAAAGUGACACUAGACAAACGCUAACGAUCUGAAUUCAGAAUAACGUAGGAAGUGCGGAAGAUAAGCAACACAUGAGAAAAAGAUGAUCCGCCGAACAUGCACGUCCGCACCUCCAAUGCGUCGCCCACCGUGCCAGGCGAGUGAGUAUGGACCUCACUCACCAGGCCGGAAGCUAUCCGCACUAGUACAUACUAGACUGCGCAGAAAAGUCGACCGCCUGGAAAAGCGCCUGGAGCACAACAGCCAGUAUCUGAGCUUAAGCCACGACGCACUUUAUACAAACAGUGCGUCACUUCUCAAGCAAUUCAUUCCGUAUCAGAAUGCUUGAGAAGCAGGAAACGCAGCUGGCUGAUAUAAAGUCAUCAAAGCUAACCCUUUAAAGCCUGACCUAGAAGCAGAGUUGGAAUACUACGAAGCACACAUGUGGCCACCGCUGAAGAAGCAGAGAGUUGGGGAAGCAAACGAAGCACCCUCAUCCUCGACAGUGUCAGAAUCUGCACUACAGUCACGACUCGACACACAGGAGCAGUCACUACCCCAAACUAGUAAUGGCGACCACCUUGAUAUAUCUGUAAAAUGGGUAGGACUAAAACGGCGAAUAGUCGACGACUAUGCCCUUGAGUAGGCUGCCCAGUGGCAAAAGCAACACGUUGAAAAUACAAAUAAGACAUAUAUCGCAUCUUUGCAAUGUUGUCGCAGGCCAUGAAAUAAGCCCUGCAAAUGUAGAAUGAAAAACCACACUAGCAGACUUCUCGUUACCGUCUAGAAACCUACGAACUACACCUCGCAUUCGCCCCCCUUAUGGAAAGGGUAGAAAAUAUAGCCAGGACGACCGCGAGGAAAGUAGGAGGAAUUUAGACUAAAAGUCAAAUACCGGCGUCUAAGCAAUAUUUGGCGAAAGUACGUCGGUGAUUGCAAGGUCUGAAGCCUCUCGGUUGAGAGUCGGUAGAGUGAGAAGUAAGGACUGAGUGCUGAGCGCGCUCAUCCUAAAUUACUGCGUGUUAGUGGUUAUCGGUGGUAACUAAACCAACUAAGAACGUAACCGUCAUGACGAAGGAUACUUGUAACAAGUUCGUAGAAGUUUUACAUGCCAUACAUAUAAGAUGUAGUAACUGAUACUGAAGAUGAUCAUUGAUUAGAUCCUACAUCUCUUCUAAGUCCGCCCUACAACUCAGGCUCAGAAGCUGCUCCACGCACACGAGAAGGGUUUCAUGGUAGCACAAAACACGAAGAGGAUGUUCAUAGAGUGUGCAUGGGAAACUAGAGAUUGGGAAAUGUCUGUGGAGG